UAAUAAAACUUUAAACAUUAACUUAGACAUUUACUUUUACUACAGUAAAUUUGAUUUGAAAACCUUUUUUCAUUAUGUUUAAUUGAUUUGAAGUACUUUUACUUCACAGUUUUGGGAUAAUCUCCCCUCCCCUGGUGUACAGUCACGUGACAGACCCAAGCUCGCGGGUUUUGACCCCCCACCUCCAUAUGCUCCUGGCUUCAGACGGAACUUCCCCUCUAUCAAUCUAAUCCCGGCCGCUGAUGAAGGAUUACAGCUCCCUUGUGCUGCUUAUUUGCCGCGCGGCUGUUGUGACCUCGGGCUUGUGUGCGCGCGCCAGCCUGGCGCGCGGGGACAGCUUCAAGCAUUUGAAUAGACGUUUCUGCGCAACAUGCAAAUGCGGCUGCGCUCUCGAUCUCAGCGCGCGCGGCAAGUGAAGGUGAGCAACUUGUUUCAUUUUUCUAUUCCUAAUUUUUACAUUUAUUUUAUUUUAUUUUAAGAAUAAAAAUACUUGUAUCUGUGGCGUCUUUACGCCCACUCAUAUUUAUAAAAAAAAAAAAAAAAAGAACAGGGGUGGGUGCAGCCCCUCCAGUGAAAACAAGAAGUCAGCUGAGCUGCUGUGGUUCCUCUUCAGCAGUGAAACGCACUCCACUCCACGCACUUCCUCCUCCGACAGCAGUCCACCGCGCGUGUCUGCGCACCUUGAUCCUGAGCGGGAAGGAUGGAACCCCCCAAACAGACGUGAGGAGUACGGACCCCCCAGUCGCCUUCAUCCCCACAGUUAAAAAAAGAAAAGAAAAAGCGAGGAGAAGUUUCUGAGAGGUAGUGAAGCGGCGCAAGCGCGGAAGUGAGCUGUUAUCAUAUUGCUGAGGCUCUGCUGUUUCCAACAACACGGCAUCAUGGGCUGCAUCGGCUCAAAGAAGGAGCAGGAGAUUCCCAUGAAGGAGAACGGCAGCAGCGAGCAGGGCCGAGCACCCCCCGGACACUAUGUCAAAGACCCCACCUCCGGAAAGAAAGCUGCCAAAAGCCCCGGAGCCAAUGCUUCAGAAGGUGAGAGUGUUGCCAUUGCAUUGUACGAUUACGAGGCUAUUCACGAGGGAGACCUGGGCUUCAAGAAGGGGGACAGGCUGAAAAUCUUGGAAGAAUCAGGGGAGUGGUGGAAAGCCAAGUCCAUCAGCUCUGGUCAGGAAGGCUUCAUCCCCAGUAAUUACGUCGCCAAAGAUACUCUGGAGACAGAAGAGUGGUUUUUUAAGGGGGUAAGUCGGAAAGAUGCCGAGAGGCAGUUGCUGGCCUCUGGGAACAAAGUUGGCUCCUUCAUGAUCCGAGACAGCGAGACCACAAAAGGAAGCUACUCCCUUUCAGUGAGAGACCACGAUCCCCAAGCCGGGGACACAGUUAAACAUUAUAAAAUCAGAACACUGGAUAACGGAGGGUUCUACAUCUCACCCCGCAUCACCUUUGGAACCCUGCAGGAACUGGUCGGCCAUUACAAGAAGCAAGGAGAUGGUCUCUGUCAGUCCCUGACCUCCCCAUGUCUGAGCCCAAAACCUGAGAAGCCCUGGGAGAAAGAUGCAUGGGAAAUCCCGCGAUCUUCUCUCAAGCUGGAUAAGAGGCUCGGUGCUGGACAGUUUGGAGAAGUCUGGAUGGCCACUUAUAAUAAGCACACCAAGGUAGCAGUGAAAACCAUGAAGCCAGGCAGCAUGUCUGUGGAAGCCUUCAUGAUGGAGGCUAAUCUGAUGAAGAGACUGCAGCACGACAAACUGGUUCGACUGAACGCCGUGGUCACCAAGGAGGAGCCCAUCUACAUCAUCACUGAAUACAUGGAAAAAGGGAGUCUGCUGGACUUCUUAAAAAGUGAUGAAGGGAACCGGGUUCAGCUUCCAAAGCUCAUCGACUUCUCUGCUCAGAUUGCAGAGGGAAUGGCUUACAUUGAGCAGAAUAACUACAUUCACAGAGACCUGCGAGCCGCCAACAUCCUGGUCAACAAGGCUUUAGUUUGCAAGAUUGCAGACUUCGGGUUAGCUCGUAUCAUUGAGGAUAACGAGUACACAGCUCGGGAAGGAGCCAAAUUCCCCAUCAAGUGGACCGCUCCAGAAGCCAUUAACUACGGCUCUUUCACAAUUAAAUCUGACGUCUGGUCUUUCGGGAUUCUGCUGACGGAGAUCAUCAGCUAUGGACGCACUCCAUACCCUGGGAUGACUAACCCAGAAGUGAUCCGCUCCCUGGAGAAAGGCUACCGAAUGCAGCGCUUGGAGAGCUGUCCCACCGAACUCUAUGAAAUAAUGCUGGAGUGCUGGAAAAACAAAGCCGAGGAGCGUCCCACCUUCGACUACCUGCAGAGCGUUCUGGAAGAUUUCUUCACAGCCACAGAGAGCCAGUAUCAGCAGCAGCCUUGAGUCGCAGCACAUUUGUUUCUUUUAUGUGUUUAGUACGUUUUGCAUCCCCAGGUGAUGGUCAGGACACCGAGCCCUUUCAUUUAUCCCUCUCUGUCUUUUCAUUAAAAAACAGAAAAAAAUGUCUAAAAAUCACACAGCGGUCAUUUUCCAUGCAUUCAGGAAUAAGCAAUAAGGAGUAACCACUGUUUCAUUUCAUUACCUCUUAACUAAAAAAAAGUUGAUAUUUUUAUAUUUAAAAAUAUGAGAUUUUAUCACCAAAGAUGUUUUUUUUUUCUUUUUGGAAGAAAAAUAAACCAUCUGUCUGAAAAAAGUUAGAUCAACAAAAAUUUACACCAAACGUGAUUUUAAUGUUAAAUCAUUAUACAGAUGUAACUAAUGUUCAGCAUCAGGCGCCACGGCCUGUCUGUAGCACAUUAAUGUGAAAAUUCUGACGUUUCCUGAGUUCAAAUAUCUGAACUUUGGCGAAUAAUUUGUUUCACAUCAACCAGUCAGGAACUUCAGCCUGAUGAUGAUGUCAUUAGCGGGUGGAGUCCAACAUGGAGGAGAAUCUGAUCAUUCUCAUUGUUGGAGACAACAAUAAAAAGGUCGUGUAAUUUUACUUUUUUUAUUUUCAACUUCAUCUAAAAGUCCUCAGAUAGUUGUCAAAUUGGGUCACAGAGAGACAGAAGUACUGCUGAAAGUGGCCACCAUUGCAGUAGCUGGUGAAUCUCACUGUAUUGACAGUCUCUGAAUGAACCCAGACUUAGAGACGAGAUUACAGACGCUGUGUCUUCGGUGUGGCAAUGAGACUAAAAACUGUUCACAGUAGCCCCUCCCACAUGUGGCGAUUUAUGAACACAUUUUUGGACAAGCGUCAAGCAGCAAAUUUGAUGCACAUGUUGAAAAAAUAUGAAAUAUUCACUGAUGUGACAGCAAAGAUUUUAACUUCUUACUAUUUACCAGUGAUACGAAUGUGAAUUACCUUUUUAUUUUUCACCUUGUCCUCUUGGGUUUGGAAAUCUGUCCUCCAUAAAUCACGUCCUUUUAUCGGUUCAGUAAAAUCCGGCUUUCCAAAAUCCAGUUUUUCCAAGCAGUUUGGGUUGUUAAAAAUAUUCAGACCCAGCUUACUGUAAAUAUUUUAUUACAUCGAAUGUUUUAUUGCGCCUUGUUUCAAAUCGUUGGGAAUGGGACCAUAAUUCCUGCCAUUUAUUCCAAUGCAUCAGCUUUAAACCAGCUCCUUUUUCCAGCUGCAGGCAUAUUUAAACCUCAUGCACUUGUUUAUAAUUUUAUGAUUCUAUUUUUCUUUCUCUAUUUAAACAGAAAACGCAUCAUCACUUGGUUUUGCUAUUUCAUCUACUUUUUUGAGUUUUUUUAAACAUCAGUUUAUAAUAGAUUUGUUUUUCCUUUGAUAAAAAGUUCUGUUUAUUUUCACCUAAAAUGGAACACAAAUAUCUGCAAAGCAAUCGUGCAAACCUCCGAUCGGUCUAAUCAAUCAAACUGUGGCAUCAUCAGGACUUCUGCUAGCAAAAACAUUUCCAUUAUACAAACAGUUUUCCAAAAUGGCACUCUUUUAGUUUAAAAGAAGCAUUGCAGCUCAUAAAUGCCUUAUUUCUUCUACUAAUAUCAUAUGUCAACAUGUAUAUUAUAAUGUUUUCAAAAUAAAAUGUGGGUUGCAAGGCAGAAAUUCCUUUUCUUGUCGCCACAGCAAAGAGUAAAAACAGUUUUUUUGAACAUGAAAUAAUUUGAAGGCUUUUGUCUCAGAAAAACUCUUAGCAGUUGUUAAAUUUAAAGAUGAAAAUCAUUGUUUAUUCAGACAUUGUGGUAGGACACAGAAAGGUUGUCAUUUAUUUUUAUUUUUAUUUUUGCAAAUCUUUUUUAUUAUAUUGAAUUGUGCUUAUUUUACCACACAGUGCCUUCUCAAAUUGGAGAUAAUACAGUAGCUGGUCCUCAAAGUGUCGCAGAAUUUUAGUGUUUUUCAAUUAAAAUAUAUAUUUUUAUUGCUGUGUAACUUAUUCUUAAAAGAUGCAUAAAUGUGCAAAGCUGAAUCUAAAAUGUACUUAUUUCAAUAAUGUGGUGACUGGAGCAGCAUUUUAUUCCCAAGAGCUUUUUUAUGUUAGAAUGUUUAUGUUAAUAACUAAUGACUGCAACUUUCUCCUUCACUGCAGCAUCAAUGUCUUUCUCGUAUAUUAUUUGAAUCUUCAUAAUGUUUUUUGCACAUUUAAACUGUUUGGUGACAUCAAAUCAGAGAAAUUUAAAGGGAAGACGUAAGAAUGCAAUAAUUGAUUAUUUUGUUCUGGCUUAUAUUGACCAACUAUCAAAAUCUGUGAGCCAAAGAUCUGAGAGGUUUGCGCUUUUCUUAAAUUAUUAUGAUUAAAAGAAUUUGCAAAGUUCUGUAUAUAAUCAUAGGAAUAUGUUUAUUUUUGUUCAUUUUCUCUACCAAUAUGAAUCUUUUUGCAGCAUCUGCACUUAAAAUGUUGAAAUAAAUAGUUUUGAAAGAACA
Molecule: messenger RNA, 4854 nt
Organism: Oryzias melastigma (Indian medaka)
Lineage: Eukaryota; Metazoa; Chordata; Actinopteri; Beloniformes; Adrianichthyidae
Gene: hck
Product: HCK proto-oncogene, Src family tyrosine kinase
Exons: 14
Coding region: 879-2375 (498 amino acids)
Biological process (GO): protein phosphorylation; innate immune response; cell differentiation
Cellular component (GO): extrinsic component of cytoplasmic side of plasma membrane
Molecular function (GO): non-membrane spanning protein tyrosine kinase activity; signaling receptor binding; ATP binding
Source: RefSeq, a predicted model, not a curated record